This is a messenger RNA of Chaetomium fimeti, 663 nucleotides long. RefSeq lists its product as uncharacterized. Bases 1 to 663 code for a protein of 220 amino acids. The record is from RefSeq and is a predicted model, not a curated record. NCBI's taxonomy places the organism in Eukaryota, Fungi, Ascomycota, Sordariomycetes, Sordariales, Chaetomiaceae. The transcript is spliced from 2 exons.
AUGCCGAUCGGUCUGCUCGUCAUCGCGGGCAUCCCAACGACCAUUGGGGUCUGCGAGGCCCUUAGCGCGCAGAAGAAGGCGGAUGCGGCGGCCAAGGAGAAGGCCAAGUUCCACCUCACAGCCACCGUUUCACUUGAUGGACAGGGCCCGGUCGAGUGCUGGUGCAUACUGAAAGAUGGAAAUUUGUGGAUUGACCACCCCGCCUUCCCGAUGCCGGGACACAAGUUCACGGGUUACUACUUCACAUACCCGUCCGAGGCGAAACAACUCGGGCUGGUCAGCACCAUCGCUGACGACCCGCCCAUGCUCAACUGGCUUUUUGUCGACAAGGACACCAACAUGGUGCGGCACGGGGGCCGACAGGACACGCUGGGUGGACACACGGUCGGACCUUGGUUUUGGAGCGAUGACGAGCAGUGGUUGACCUUGGAAGGGGACUCGUUCCAGUUUGUGGCCGUGCAGUUGGACAACAAAAAGUGGGCAGUUGCCUUGGAUCGAGAUGGAGCAUUUAGCGGGGGUGGGGGGCGGGGGAAGGAAGGGAGUAAGAAAACGGAAACAAAAACGGAGAGGCCGCGGCGUCCCCGAAAGUGGAUUCCCAUCAUGCUCAGGAGACGGCUUCAGCUGGGCAUGGAGAGCCGAUACGUCAAAGGAGCAAAUGGAUAA